AUAUUUCGAGUAUUCAAGCAUUGAAUAAGUUAUUUAUAUCAUAAUAUAAAGUUUUAUUAUUUAUCAAUAUUUAUUUUAGUAGUUUAUUUAUAUUUAUUUAAUUUGUUUUUAAACAAGUUUUUAUUUUGUUGUAAUAAAUAUUAUCAAAUAAUAUUAUUAAUAAUGUAUUCAACUAAAUGUAUGACUGACCCAAUAACACUUGUAUCGCCUGAGAUAAACAUAUCUACUAUCAGUGCCAUCGAUAACAACAUAACUACAUCCUUAUCGGCAACAGUUGACUACAACAACUAUAAACUGUUUGCCAAACUAUGGGAUUAUGUAUUUCACGGCUAUUGGCAACGAGAGGGCUGUCUGGUCAGUGCUGAUCUGCCAUUGCUUACCGACGGUCCGCUACCGAUGCUGGCAUUCAUGAGCUGCUAUCUGAUAUUUGUCCUCAGACUGGGUCCGUGGCUAAUGGCCAAUAGACCUGGUCUACAAUUACGUACACCGAUGCUGAUCUACAAUAUACUGAUGGUAGCAUUUAACGGCUACUUUUUUGCCAAAUUUAUCACACUUUCCCACUACGGCCAGGCGUUUCUCGACUUUCAGUUUCCGUCACGAUUUGAUACCAGCAGCCGUGCCCAGGAUCUUGCCUGGACAGGCUAUCUGUACUGGCUGACCAAAUUUGUCGACCUAUUGGACACUGUUUUCUUUGUAUUGCGCAAACGUGAUCGCCAGAUAACCGGCCUGCACCUAUACCAUCAUACUAUUGUACCCAUACUCGGCUGGAUGACCAUGCGAUUGAUGCCAAUGGUACCAGCCUUCCAGAUGUUUGGCAUAUUCAACUCACUGGUCCAUACAAUUAUGUAUGCCUACUAUGCACUGGCAGCUUUCGGACCAGCUAUACAACCCUAUCUAUGGUGGAAACGUUAUAUAACUCAGAUCCAAAUUACACAGUUUGUCAUAUUUAUUGCCUAUUCAUUGAUAUUGAGUCGACUACAAACCGGUUACCCGUCCACAUGGUUUUGGUUUGGUUUCAUACAGAGUCCACUAUUUUUUUAUUUGUUUACCAAUUUUUAUAUCAAAUCAUAUCUGAAGUCUAAAUGCAAGAGUAAAGCUCAAUAAAAAUCCAAAAAUACUUUAUUUAUUUAUAUUUAUAUAUAUAUAU
Molecule: messenger RNA, 1147 nt
Organism: Oppia nitens
Lineage: Eukaryota; Metazoa; Arthropoda; Arachnida; Sarcoptiformes; Oppiidae
Product: elongation of very long chain fatty acids protein 1-like
Exons: 1
Coding region: 163-1104 (313 amino acids)
Biological process (GO): fatty acid elongation, polyunsaturated fatty acid; fatty acid elongation, monounsaturated fatty acid; sphingolipid biosynthetic process
Cellular component (GO): endoplasmic reticulum membrane
Molecular function (GO): fatty acid elongase activity
Source: RefSeq, a predicted model, not a curated record